Molecule: messenger RNA, 1482 nt
Organism: Fundulus heteroclitus (mummichog)
Lineage: Eukaryota; Metazoa; Chordata; Actinopteri; Cyprinodontiformes; Fundulidae
Gene: psma6a
Product: proteasome 20S subunit alpha 6a
Exons: 7
Coding region: 120-860 (246 amino acids)
Biological process (GO): ubiquitin-dependent protein catabolic process
Cellular component (GO): nucleus; proteasome core complex, alpha-subunit complex; cytosol
Source: RefSeq, a predicted model, not a curated record
GUACAACCACUUCCGGUUGAGAAAUUCCUUCCAUGUUUUUGUUUCUCCUGCCUGCAGUUUGGUUUCAGUUUAAUUCACUUUCUGUUUUUAUUUAACCUCCCCGAUUCCCUGCCGUCAUCAUGUCCCGGGGGUCCAGUGCGGGGUUCGACCGGCACAUCACCAUCUUCUCCCCGGAGGGAAGACUUUACCAAGUCGAGUAUGCCUUUAAAGCGAUCAACCAGGGAGGAAUGACCUCUGUUGGCAUCAGAGGGAAGGACUGUGCCGUCGUCGUCACUCAGAAGAAAGUUCCUGACAAGCUGUUGGAUGCUGCCACCGUCACACAUCUGUUCAGGAUCACAGAGAACAUAGGCUGCGUCAUGACCGGCAUGACUGCUGACAGCAGGUCUCAGGUGCAGAGAGCACGCUACGAAGCUGCUAACUGGAACUACAAGUACGGAUACGAGAUCCCUGUGGACAUGCUGUGCAAACGCAUGGCCGAUAUCUCCCAAGUCUACACCCAAAAUGCUGAAAUGAGGCCACUUGGCUGCUGCAUGGUUGUGGUGGGCAUGGAUGAGGAGUUGGGCCCACAGCUUUAUAAAUGUGAUCCAGCGGGCUACUACUGUGGCUUUAAGGCCACUGCAGCUGGAGUCAAACAGACCGAAGCCACCAGCUUCCUGGAGAAGAAAGUCAAAAAGAAACUGGACUGGACCUUUGAGCAGACAAUAGAGACGGCGAUUUCUUGUCUGUCCACCGUUCUGUCCAUCGACUUCAAGCCCUCGGAGCUGGAGGUGGGAGUCAUUACAACUCAGGAGCCUAAAUUCAAGAUUCUGUCGGAGUCGGAGAUCGACGUUCACCUGGUCGCUUUGUCCGAGAGAGAGUGAGGAAGAGCGGGGAAAACCGGAAAUCUCAAAUAGAAGGAAAAAAAAAGAGGAGCUUCUUUAGUCUCGCUGCAGGGCGAUUUUAAAACACAGGGAGAUCAAAUCUGGACAUUUUGCUGCAGGUUGGGUUGAUUUUUUUCCACCAGCUGCACUGCCUUUUUUACCAACCUCCGUUCUUCCAGGUCAUUUUCUAAAAUGCACCUUCCACUUAUUGACCCCCGUCUGCAUUUUCACUUUUUAAAUCCCGACUGCAGCUGCCUUUUUUAAAAAAAAAUUCAGGACUUUCAGGGUGGUGCUCGUAAUGACAUAGAAGUAGACCAGACUCAGCACGGUUUCAUUGUUGGACACGAUUACAUUUAGUAACACUACAGCUGCAGAACAGCACCUCUCAGUUCUGGUGGUUUAAGUUUUACUCAGGAUCUUCGUCGCUUGCGACCUCUGGAGGUUCUUCUUCACCCUCCGGGAGCAGCCGUGGGAGUUUUUCUGUCACCAAAACCGUCCUCUCGUCCCCCGUCAAACUCCGCUCAGGACAACAAGGACUAACUCAUCAUUCAGUUCUCUCCUCUCAGCUGCAAUCUGUGUUGUAUGCUGCUGCACUUCUAUUAAAUGCAGUGUUUUUAUUUAA